CCCGUCCCGCCCCCCUGCGCGCAGUCAGCUGAGCCCCGCCGCGGCCACCACCGGAGCCCGGUGUUCCCCCCCCCCACCCCGGCCCCGGUGUCGCCCCCCCCCCAUCCCUUGCCCCCCCCCCCCCCGCGGCAUCCUCUGUCCCCGCAUCCUCGCUGCCACCGCCACCUGCAGCGGCUGUCCGGCCGUUUUGUCCGGCCCCCCCCUCCCCCCCCUCCCAUACUCCCUCGUUUCCUUGCGCCCCCCCCCCCCCACCCCGGCACGACCCCCCCCCCAGGCACCAUGGCCCCCAUCGGACUCAAGGCUGUGGUCGGAGAAAAGAUUAUGCACGAUGUGAUCCGGAAGGUGAAGAAGAAGGGAGAAUGGAAGGUGCUGGUGGUGGACCAGCUCAGCAUGCGCAUGCUGUCCUCCUGCUGCAAAAUGACCGACAUCAUGACGGAGGGCAUCACGAUCGUGGAAGACAUCAACAAGCGCCGGGAGCCGCUGCCCAGCCUGGAGGCCGUCUAUCUCAUCACGCCCUCCGAGAAGUCCAUCCACUCCCUCAUCAACGACUUCAAGGACCCCCCCACCUCCAAGUACAGAGCUGCCCACGUCUUCUUCACUGACUCCUGCCCCGACGCCCUCUUCAACGAGCUGGUGAAAUCCCGAGCUGCCAAGGUCAUCAAGACCCUGACCGAGAUCAACAUCGCCUUCCUGCCCUCCGAGUCCCAGGUCUACUCCCUGGAUUCGGCCGACUCCUUCCAGAGCUUUUACAGCCCCCACAAGGCCCAGAUGAAGAACCCGAUCCUGGAGCGGCUGGCGGAGCAGAUCGCCACGCUGUGCGCCACGCUGAAGGAGUACCCGGCCGUGCGGUACCGCGGGGACUACAAAGACAACGCCAUGCUGGCGCAGCUCAUCCAGGACAAGCUGGAUGCCUACAAGGCUGACGACCCCACCAUGGGCGAGGGCCCGGACAAGGCUCGCUCCCAGCUCCUCAUCCUGGACCGCGGCUUUGACCCCGCUUCCCCGGUGCUGCACGAGCUGACCUUCCAGGCCAUGAGCUACGACCUGCUGCCCAUCGAGAACGACGUCUACAAGUACGAGACGAGCGGCAUUGGGGAAGCCCGGGUUAAGGAGGUUCUCCUGGACGAGGACGACGACCUCUGGGUCUCCCUUCGCCACAAGCACAUCGCAGAGGUGUCCCAGGAGGUGACGCGGUCCCUGAAGGAGUUUUCAUCGAGCAAGAGGAUGAACACAGGCGAUAAGACCACCAUGAGAGACCUGUCCCAGAUGCUGAAGAAGAUGCCGCAGUACCAGAAGGAGCUCAGCAAGUACUCCACUCACCUGCACCUGGCUGAGGACUGCAUGAAGCACUACCAGGGCACAGUGGACAAGCUCUGCAGAGUUGAACAGGACCUGGCCAUGGGCACCGAUGCCGAAGGCGAGAAGAUCAAGGACCCCAUGAGGGCCAUCGUCCCCAUCCUGCUGGACGGGAACGUCAGCACCUAUGACAAGAUCCGCAUCAUCUUGCUGUACAUCUUCCUGAAGAACGGUAUCACCGAGGAGAACCUGAACAAGCUGAUCCAGCACGCCCAGAUCCCGGCAGAGGACAGCGAGAUCAUCACCAACAUGGCCCACCUCGGGGUGCCCAUCAUCACAGAUUCCACCCUGCGCCGCCGGAGCAAGCCGGAGCGGAAGGAGCGGAUCAGCGAGCAGACCUACCAGCUCUCCCGAUGGACCCCCGUCAUUAAGGACAUCAUGGAAGAUGCCAUCGAUGACAAGCUGGACACCAAGCACUACCCGUACAUCUCCACCCGCUCCUCCGCCUCCUUCAGCACCACCGCCGUCAGUGCCCGCUACGGCCACUGGCACAAGAACAAGGCCCCCGGCGAGUACCGCAGCGGCCCCCGCCUCAUCAUCUUCAUCCUGGGGGGGGUGAGCAUGAACGAGAUGCGCUGCGCCUACGAGGUGACGCAAGCCAGCGGCAAGUGGGAAGUGCUAAUAGGGUCCACGCACAUCCUCACCCCACAGAAACUGCUGGACACGCUGAAGAAGCUCAAUAAAACAGAGGAGGAAAGCAGCAGUUAAAAGGAAACGCCGCCAGCGACCCGACGCCGACUGCACCCCCACCCACACCCCCGCCGGGCACCCGGCCCAGGGCGCGCUCCCGUGCCGAACCGCGUCCCCGUCCCUGUCCCCGUCCCCGUCCCCAAACCCAACCCGACCCCGGCCCGGCCGAGCUUUCUCUCUUGUUCUUGUGUUGAGCCCCCCCCCGCUCCUUCCCCGUCUCAUUCUGACCGCAGGGAAGGGACACCAGAUGCAAGCGCAUCAAGAGGGGCGCUGCAGCGUGGCUAAAGAGGAAAAGAAACAAUAAUAACAUCCGCAUCCCGAGCUGCCGCUGUCUGAGCAGCUCGCUUCCCAGUAACCCGCAAACGGCGGCGACAAAAAACAACAGGAAAAAACACCAAAAAAAAAAAAAAACCCUCCCUGAAAUUUUCACUCCUCCUUGGGUUCCUGCAGGGACGGACGGACGGAUGGACAGCCGGCCGCCCCUCCUGCCCCGCAUCGCGCCCGUGCUGCUGCUGGCGGUGUUUCCCCCCCGGCUCAUUUUGGGGUAGAAGCCCCCCCCCGGUGCCCUUUCCCUUGUUUUUGGGGGCGGCUGCCCCCCCAGAUGUGCGUGCCAACAUCUGGCAGGGGACGGGGGGGGCUCUGCCCCACGCUGCCCCAAAUCCCCACGCAAAAAGGGACCAGAACGGUCAAACCCCGCAGACGGGACCCGUUUGCUUGCACGGCCCCUCCCUCCCCGUCAGGCUGCGUACUCCUUCAGAUGACAGAUAUAUAUAUAUAUAUGUAUAUUUUUAACAGGCAGCACACGUAUACACACACAAACAUAUAUA
This is a messenger RNA of Cygnus atratus (black swan), 2873 nucleotides long. RefSeq names its product syntaxin-binding protein 1. The coding region runs from base 280 to 2064 and encodes 594 amino acids. Gene Ontology annotation, cellular component: secretory granule; plasma membrane. The record is from RefSeq and is a predicted model, not a curated record. The transcript has 19 exons. Gene Ontology annotation, molecular function: syntaxin binding. NCBI's taxonomy places the organism in Eukaryota, Metazoa, Chordata, Aves, Anseriformes, Anatidae. Gene Ontology annotation, biological process: intracellular protein transport; neurotransmitter secretion; vesicle-mediated transport.